Toxoplasma gondii ME49 is the source of this 14808-nucleotide messenger RNA. RefSeq lists its product as hypothetical. Lineage: Eukaryota; Apicomplexa; Conoidasida; Eucoccidiorida; Sarcocystidae. The coding region runs from base 1 to 14658 and encodes 4885 amino acids. The transcript has 5 exons. The record is from RefSeq and is a predicted model, not a curated record. Gene Ontology annotation, molecular function: protein binding.
AUGUCGAGUUCUGCGUCCUCGCGCAGCGUGGAGAGCAGCCCAGCCAGGAGCUCCGCAGCUUCGUCGUCCUCCUCCUCAGAGCAGCACGUCGCCGGCGGUCGACUCUCUUCUUCCCAGGUGAACAGUACCUCCGUUUCGUCUCAGUCUUCCUCGUCGCGGAGAGCGAGGGAUGACUGGUGCCAAAGCAGUCACUCGUCGAGCAGCGGGAGCGCGAGCUCUGACAGCUCCAGUUUCUGUCGGGGAUCACGAGACAGCUCCUCAGCGUCGGUUUCUCGGGGAACGUGGAGGGUGGACAGAGAUUCUUUCUCUGUGUCCGGCACAAGUAGGAGUCGCCUGCUAAGCUUCCCCGGGAGCUCUCACCAGCCGAAUCGCACAGAAAACGCUUCGCAUCCGGACGAUUUGUCGUCGUUCAGAGACUCGUGUGUAAGACGAGACACGGAUACUGCCGAGCGAGUGGCGACUGUGAGAGUCAACUUCCCUUCCCGACAAAAUAAUGACUCUUCGUCUGGCACAUGCACCUCUCCGAUCUCGUCUUCCUGCGACUACUCUGCCACUGAGUCUCAUUCCUCUGCGUCGCCUUCCCUCCGCCCGUCCAGUGGCGUCGUCUCCUCUUCUCGCUCGUCGUCUCGCCCUGGAGCUGCUCUCCCGCUCUCCGUCUCGUCUUCUUCUCUGUUGAGUCAGAAGAAAGGACGGAGAAAGGAGGCAGAGAGUCUUGUCGACUCCUCCUCGACGCACUCCAAACAGCGGGACUCCGCCGCCUGCCGCUUGCUCCGCGUCUCCCCGUCUGCGUCAGAGACAACGUCUGUGUGCCGAAUGUCCUCCGGUUCGGGGACCGCCAGAGUCGCGCGCCUGGAGCAUCAGGUUGAGGCCUCCUUCAAUCCUGAAGAAUACCCUGAGUGUUUCGUCUGUCAUCCAUCCCUCGUGGCGCCUUCUCGCCUGCGAGAAACCGGGAAAGCACAGAGAGAUCAACGGGGUCUCUAUACUCGGUUCGGGCGUCUCCACCUUUCCCCACAACGACUCUCUGUGGAGGCAACUUGUGUGUAUGGGCACUGCUCGAGUCCGCCUCUGUCUCAUCUUGGAGCGGGCGCGGAGAACUCUGAGGGGACAAACGACUUGGCUCUUUCGAAUGAAGACAAGAAGGGAGAGACUCAAAAUGCGCGGAAAAGGAGUGCCAGCGCUUUCUCGGAGUCCGUCUCAUUCCGGGAGGACACUCGCCGGGGGUCUCUACUCUCUGUCUCUCUCCCCGCUGCCUCUUCGGUGCUCGGGUCCGAUCUUCUCUCUCCUUCUCUGCGCGAGGUGUACAGACACCGGGGAGACUCAUACCUCUCUCGGUUCAAAGGAGGGAGUUCUCUCCUUCCUGCUCCACGCCGCUCUUCCUGUUGCGUGUCUUCUGUUCCGCCUUUCCCCGAGAGUGAGAAACGAAACGCAGGAAGCGACAGACGACCUACGAGGUCUGCGUCGUUAUCUUCGCUUCUCCCCAAUCAGCCUCCUGCCUCUUCUUCUCGGCGGCCGAGUUGCUCGUUCUCUCUUCUUCCUGCUCCCCUCUUCUCCUUCGGCCGCCGCGACCCGGGCGGUUUCGACACAGACGACGCCUGCCUCCGCCACGACAAGGAGUCAGGUGUAUGUACACCCGCUGGAACUGAUCUGUUUGUCGACGUCAGUCGCGAAAUUCGCAUCAUCGACGCGCUCUCCGAGAUUCAGAAAGAGUCGCUCAUCGCGGCGCACUGCCUUGACCACAGCGCGGCCCUUUCUGAGGCGAGUGCUCCCCUCGAUGCGUCCCCUUCUUCUUCGACCGUCCCUCACGUGUCUCCUUCCUCUGUCUCCUCUUCGCUCGGGCGUCUCCACAGCAGCGAAAAACAGACCGACUGUCUGCGCUUGAGGGGCUCUCGCGGUCUCCAAAGAAGACAGAGACACACCUGUAGCGUCGCGCCGUCUAGCGCAGAUCCCCUGGCGCCUUCUUUUCUCCAGCCUCAUCCUUCUUCAAAGCAACUCAAUCAGCUCCUCGACCACUGGCGAUCUGGGAGGGUGUCUGUGCCUCGCGGCUCUCGUGUGGAGACGCGUGGAGAAGCGUCUUGCCAUGCCUUCGAUGCCUCCCCCUCAUGUCCGCCUUGUUCUUCCCAGUCCCUCGGCUCGGCGGCACCCAACAACGCAUGCAGUCGAGCAGCCUACGGCGCGCGCCUCGAGGCUCAGGCGAACGUCCUGAGCAACCUAGACAGCAGGCAAGGAGGCAGGAAGGAGGAAGAGGCAGCCGAUGGAGGAGAAGACGGAGAAGAAGGCAGUCGACGGCUGUCUCAGCAGACCAGACCGGAAGGCGUGGAGGACCGGAGGGGAUGGACAGCAAUUGAGGAGUUCAACGACUGUGACGGAAACGUUCCCCGAAGAUCCCAACUCGCCGACUUCCUCCGAACCUGCCAUGUAAGCCGUUCACAAGUCGGCAGUGUGCUCGGAACUCACGCGAAGGAAUCGAGUCAAGACGGAGAAGGAGAAGAUCAGACGGGCGAAGACAAAGGAGACGCGGGAGAUAGAUGUGUCACCCACGAAGACGAUGGGGGCAUUCUCUGUCGCUCUUUGGAGAGCCGCAAGUCGGAGGCAAAAGGGUACGCGAUGCGAAAGGGAAGCCAGAAGGAACGCGUGGAGAAGGAACGCAUGGAAGGAAGCCCCGCGAAGAGGCGAGGACCGUUUCCCGGGGGCGGCGAAACAUGGACGCUUCCAGCAUAUGAAGCAGACGGCUUGUCCUCGCCUCGCGGGAGGGAGGUUGUGGCCUCCUGUUCUUCCGCCGGACGCCUCGAAACUUCUUCCAAAGACGCCUCGCUCUCUUGCUCAGCUUUUGCAGGCAGCGAGAAUGAACGUCUGCGAGCCUGGGCUCUCCAGGCGCCGAGUGCGGAAGCCUUCGAUCGCGUCGACCUCGUCGUGCGGCGGCUCGGCCUCCCACAGAAAACUCUACAGGAGAAACAGACAAGACCUGGGGACCCGGGAAGGAGUCUUUUAGAUGAGAAGCCGACCGUCUCCGAAGAAAAGACGAAAGAUAGGGGGGGAGUGGCUGUCCCAGCACUUGCGAGCGCAGCUGUGAAACCAUUCGGAAACAAUGAGGGGGGCGACGGGAGCGCAUGGAGUCGACUGACGAACGACUUGGAGGCGUUCCGGUGGAAGCAGAUGAUGCAGCCGUCUUCUACAUUUCUUUCGGCUCCUGUGGCAAAGAGGGGACGCGCGCUGUCUCCGCAGGGGGGCGCUGACUCAGAGGGGCGAGGCGAGAGCGAGGAGGGCCGUCGUGGAGGUUGUGCAGCCGCUCGGAGACGCGCCGGCGCGGAGGAAGAAACUCGAGAACUCCUCGAGGCGUACGAAGCUGCCAGAGUCAAAAUACUCGCCAAGAGCGACGAGGAGGCGAUGCAAGCAGCCGUGUCCAACUCGCUCCAUCAAAGCGAAAGGGUGCUCGGAAAACUCGAAAAUGUGACUCGCCGACUCCUCGAAGCUACUUGCCAGUCUCCCAAAACAAAACCAAUCUCAUGCUCGUCUUCGUCUGCACCUUCAUCUUCCUCUUCUUCUUCAUUUUCAUCAUCUUCGUCUUCUUCGGACUGCUUUUCGGGAGACGGCGCGUCGGAGGCGACGACGGUGGCUCCGAAUGGGUCUGCGGCCUUGUCGCCUCCCGACGGGGAGAAACAGAGACCCAGCGUUGGCCAGAGAGACGCGCUGCAGGCGAAGCUGUGGGAGAGCGAGAGAGAACUAAACUCGAAGGACGCAGAAAUCGGCCGCACUCUGCAGGCUGUUGCGGACUCGCAGGCAGAACUCGCGCGUUGCAGGCAGGAGCUGCAAGAGUCUCGCUCAAAGGCCCUGGAAGCCGCGAAGAAAGCUGCGGUCGCUCAGCGAAUGGUCCGGCUCCUCCACCAGAGACGUCAGGAAGAUCGAGAGAGGUGGAGACAGGCAGUGGAAGAAUGCUAUCGAAGCAGGCGAAGUGAUCAAGAGGCAGACGAAGACAAACAAGAAACAGAUUCGGCGUCGAAAAAGACCGACGGAAACAGAAAUACAGAAUCUUCUCUUUCUAGGACUUCCUCUUGCUCUUCUUGUUCCUCUUCCUGUUCUUCCUUCUCGUCUGGUUCAUCUUCCUGUUCUUCCUCUUGCUCUUCUUGUUCCUCUUCCUGUUCUUCCUCUUGCUCCUCUUGUUCUUCCUCCUGUUCUUCCUCCUGUUCCUCCUCCUCGUCUUGUUCUGCGUCUUGCUGCGGUUCGACGUUGCUCGCGUCUGCGUCGCGGCCAUCUUCUCUUUCUUCAGCAUGGUUUCCCGCAGAGGAUGAGUUGCCUGAGGUGGAGGAGCUUGUGGCCGAGUACGAGGCUGAGACUCGGGGAUACGAAUCUCGCAUCGCGGAGCUGCAGACUCUGCUGGAGGCGAGGAACUCCGCAGUCGAGCAGCUAGAAGUGAAGGGUGAGGCCCUGCGGAACGAAGUCGCCUUCCUGCAGUCGAUGACCGAGGAGCUGAGGCGCGCGCGCGACGCCGAGGAGGACUGCGUGCUCGGCGCGCUUCGCCAGCAAGUCGAGGAGGCGGAGCAGUCGACUCUCCGGCUAGGUCGGGAGAAGGAUCAACUGCGCAGUGAACUGGACCGCGUCCGCGCCUCCUUCACGAAGCAACUCGCGGCUUUGGAGACGCUCAACUGUCGGCUGCGCAAGGAGAAGGAGAUCUUUGCAGAGCGCGAGAAAAGUCAGCGCCGCCUCCACCAGGAAGAGCACGAGCGAAUGACCCGCGAACUGCAUGCGCUCCGGAGCGAGAAAGAAGCCGGAGAAGCUGAGCUCCUCGUCCUCGCCACCGCCAAGGCCGCUGCGGAGAUGAAGUGCCAGCAACUCGAACAGCAGCAAGAGACUCUCAAGAUCCACCAGGAACGCUUGUGCGGGAACCUUCUUCAUUUGAAAAACAAAGCUCACGGUCUUUCUCUCUCGCGAAGAAACCACGUUUCUCGGCAGGACUCAACAAACCAAGCGCCAAGUGCAGAAUGCGUGGACGCAAGUUCCCGGAGACGCGUCACCUCUUCUGUCUCCGAAGACGAUCCCUCCUCCGCCCUGUGGAGCUCCUCCGCCGAACGAACAGACACUAGUGGAAAUCUCUUCUCUUCCCUAUCGGGUCCUCGCUCCAGAAGCAGCGGCUCUCCAGGAGAGUCCUUUGAGCGGUCGCACUCUUCUUCUUGUCUCGCAUCUUCACCUUCCUGUCCUUCCGCCGCUUCUGGGUCGAAAGAAGAAACGUCUGGCAGCCUCCAACGCAUGCGCAGCAGCGCCAGCGGAUCCAGCAAAUCUGUGUCUGUGUCGAGUGUGAACGUUCUAACUUAUAGCGAGGGACCUCCUCUCCAGAGUCGCUCUGAGUUCGCUUCCUCUCGGCCCUCGUUCCCUUCUCCGUCAUCGGCUUCGCUGUCUUCCGAGUCUCACAGGGCAUGCGGAGCGCCACAGGCGAAGGAGGCCGCGAACUUCUUCGAGCGCCUUUCCUCGAGACUCCAGUCCAUGCGCGAAGAGUCCGAGCGCCGCCAGCAUGCGCUCCCCGGCCUCCCGCCUCACGCGCGGUCUCUGGAGGCGACACAGAGGCAGGGAAGAGACUCUGAGCUCGGGAGCUUCGGAGAAGGCCCCCAGGGCAGAGCCCACAGCCGGCAGUCUGGGGGAGACAGCGCACCCUCGAGCUUCCCAGCUGUUCCUUCGCAGAGUGGAAGCUCCUCGGCGUCUCGCGGCACAGAGGCCUUUCUGGGCCUUGCAGGGGACUUGGAGAGAAAGGACGAAAAUGCGUCUCGCUUUCUGUCUGACUCCUUGGGCGCGCAAGGCCAGGCACAGACCGACCGAGGCCCGAUGGGGUUCACAGCCAGAGACGAGGCUGGGCACUUGCAGGGACUGCCGAGUGGAGAGAACGACGAAUCCAUCACUUCGUCCGCCUUUUUCGCUCGAGCGAGACAAAUGAAAAACUCCGGAAAGGCCGUGCACUCGCCCGACCCCCGCAAAGACUCAGGGAGCGAAUCCUCCGACAGUCAAGACCCGAGCGCAGAAGAAGAAGAGGGAGACGAGAGAGCGGAAGAAGAAGAGGGAGACGAGAGAGCGGAAGACGAAGAAGAAGACGAGAGAGAGGAAGAAGAAGAAGAGGAAGACGAGAGAGAGGAAGAAGAAGAAGAGGAAGACGAGAGAGAGGAAGAAGAAGAAGAGGGAGACGAGAGAGCGGAAGACGAAGAAGAAGACGAGAGAGAGGAAGAAGAAGAGGAAGACGAGAGAGUGGAAGAAGAAGAAGAGGAAGACGAGAGAGAGGAAGAAGAGUCUGUGAGAGGAGAAGGGGAGAGUGGCUCUGGAUCGAUUUCUUCAUCGCGUCGUUCAAGGCGCUCCACGCCGGAACGGGGAACACGGAUUUCGAGUUUCUCCCCCCGCAACGGGGCAGGCAGAAAAACGAGUCGGUCUUCCUUCUCUGGCGAGUCCCGGACCUCCUCAGAAGGCUCACGAAGAAGCGGGACCUCACGAUCGCGCGACUAUGCCUCGUCGCCAACUUCGUCGCGUAGAGAUGGAGAGACUUCUCCUCCCGGAAAAUCCGGUCACAGAAGAAAACGCUCGAACUCAGCUUCUUCAGAGGACUCCUCGCGGUCUGCUCCCCAGUCGGAUGUCUCAGUCAACCAGGUGUAUGCACACCCGGCGGCUCUGGGCUCGAAGACUUCGGGUGUACGUACACCGCAGGCGUCCGCGUCUCGCGGCGCCCCCGCCUCCACCGCUGGAGCCACUGGAGGAAGACCGGUUUCUGGCUCGCACCCGAGUCGCGCAACGGAGAGGAGAGAUGAUGGCAGACAGGCGAAGUCGGUAAAGAAGAAAGAACCACAGACUCGAGUUCGUUCUCGACCGCGGCCUGAAUCGCAAGAGUCAAAGACUCCCGAGAGUGCCGACAGUGGAGCGACUCUGGAUCGAGGAGCGCGUCACAGGGAGACACCGCGACGAAACUCGGAGUCUGAGGAGGCGCGCCCAGGGGAAGGGGAAAGGACCUGCGUGUCUCCGGCCUCCGGAGGAGAGAAAAGAAGGAACUUUGUUUCAAGGGAUGAAACGUCAAUGGGUGCAUCUCGCGCGGAUCACCAGGAGACGAUGAAGAACGCCAAACUUAGCACGAUCUCUCGGAAAAGGACUCCUUCUCCCGUGGCAAUUUACAGAGUGUCUCCGUCCUCUUCAUCGAACGCUUCAGCUUCUCAGAGAGAGAGCAGAGCAGCAAAGAGCAGCAACACGGGGAUGUCCUCCUCGAGUUCGUUUUCUCUUUACCGCCCGCAUGACUUCUCGAGGGAGGGGUCGCAAGGCGGGCCGCCUCCAGACUUCAAGUUCUCGGAGGCUUCCUCUUCUUCUUCCUCGUCCAUCUCCUCUUCGCAUUCUUCGUCGGUUCCCUUCCCCUUCAGCGCGCUGGCCUCCGGAAGCUCGUCCUCGGCGCCGGCAAAGACCGAGAAGAAAGUCGAGUGCGAGGGCGCCGCUUCUUCUCUGUCUUCUCUCGGCGCCUCUUCGUCUUGUCACGAGCGCGUGGACCCUGAGCUUCGACAGCAAAGAGGAAAUACCGCGGAGGCUCAACAGAAGUCAGAUCCCUCCACUGUUUCUCCUCGCAAGCACUCAGAUGAACAGAGAACAGAAAGAGAAGGAAAAACGAGGAGACCGGAAGACUCGGGAUGUGCGACGCAGCACAGAAAUCCUGAGACACGGGGACGUCCUCCACAGCCCUCGCUCGUCGCCAUCCAGGAAGGCCAUCCGACGUCUCCUUUCUCAGUUUUGCCUCAGCAUCCCCCCGCCGCCAGACAGCUGCAGCCUCUGUCUCCGUCCUUGCGUCUGUCGCCUUCCAGCGUUCGUUGUAAACAGUGUGCGGGAGUUUCUUCGAGGUUUCCUCACGCCCACGAUUUGCGAGUCGAGCCUUGCUGCCACCGUCGCUGCGAAGGUCGCAACUGUUCUUCGGGAGAAGAAAGUGGAGAAAGAGAGCAAGCGGUCAGAUGCCGGCACAAUCCGAUCCCCGGAAGAGGGCCUCCCGUCACUGAAAACACAGUGUGCCACGCUCCCUCUGACCAAGGAAGGACGCUCGCAGGUGGACCGAGGCUCGCAGGAAGUCGCCAUAAAGAACCUGAGAAUUUAUCUUCUGCUUCUUCAUGUCCGUCGUCGAGCUGUCCUCGCGCGGCUCGGCAGAGAGAGGGAGAGGGAGAGAAGCGACACAGAGAGACGCCUUCGGUCAAGAGAGAAGAGAACAGAAAAUCUUCUCGAACUGGAGAAGCUUCUUCCUCGGUGUCCAUUCCGAACGAGCGCAGCUCUGACGACGUGAGUCCGUCGGGUCUGGAGCGCCUGUCUUUCGGGUGUACGUACACGCGAUACGGGCGGGAGGGAAGAGAGGAAAAAAGUCCUUUGCUUGCGCCUGGCCACGCAGCGAAUCAAAGGCUGACGGAUGGUCGCAGUCUUCACAGUUUUCCGGAUGAGAGGAAACCAAGCGACAUGGAGAGGCGGGUUGCUUCGCACAUGCUUCCUGAGAAAAGAACUGAAGAAGCGUCGCCGGCAGCUGCGUCUGGUCCGGGCCAACGACGGCUCUGUGGGGAGGCCUGCAGGCCGGAAACUGGGGACAAGUGUGGAGAGAGACAGCCUGUCUCUUCGUUCUCGCGAGAGAAAGGAACUUCUUCCGUGCAAGCGAGAAGAGACGAGAGCGACGAGCCUCGCUUUGUCGAGAAGCUACGCAUAGGGGAACAGAAUCCGUCGCUUGUGUUGAGGGAAAUGGAGGAUCUGAGAGUCACAAGUCGCACAGCCGCGGAAAUCGAUGCCUGCAUGCGCCACGCGCGUCUCGCAUGUCGAAGAGCGGAGCCUGUCUCCGCCUGUCCGCCUUCGCCCUUCUCUUUUAGAGGUUCUGUUGGAGACCAGCUGUCUCCAUGCGAAUCCCCACACGGUCCGUCUCAUGGAGCUUCUGUCUCGUGUGUCUCCGCCCCAACAGCGAUCCCUCCAGCCUGCUGUUGGCUUCCAGAAGAGACAGCAGCGAGAGGCCAUCGCGGAAACUGCGUACAUGCAAACUGGCAAGCUCUCGCAGACGAAGAGCUCCUUGAAGAGGAAGACGGAGACACACGCAGAGGCGAAGGAGAAGAGAGAGAAGCGAGAGAAUUUGGAGACAGAGGAGAGAGAGACGAUGGCCAUCGAGCUGCACGAGGCGAGGUAGGGUGUGGGGUGUUGGGAGGCAGGAGAGAGAGACGAGAAGAGACAGGGAGACGAAGGGAUACGACGAGGAUUCCGGAGUCCUGUGGAGGCGGCGAGGAGUCGUUUUCUCCUUCGUCACCGUACAUCCAGGAGGAGAGGAGACAAAGAGAGGCGGCGCAGGCAGUUGAGGCUGUUGCGCGGGAUGCCGACCGUAAUGCCUAUUCUCAUGAGCAUGUGCAGAGUCUCAAAGAAAAGCUUCUUCGCACGAUCCAGACAAAUGAAAUUCUUCGCAAGCGCAGCCGCGAACUGUCGAAAAAGAAUCGCGAACUCAGACAGCAUCUCUUGGGAGAUCCGGCCGCUCUUCCUCUUCCUUCGUUUCCUUCUUCUUCUCUUCUGUCUUCUCUAUCUUUGGCACACUCUGACAGAUGUCGAGAUAUGCCUCAGCGUCUGCCUUCGCCCCCGCGCGAGGACCUCAAAUCAUCUGACUCGGGUGUCUCCAGUGGGGCGUUGGCGGGAGAGAGCGACCGACGAUACUCCUGUCCCCGCGAGACGUCCUCGCCCAGUUGCGGUGGCCGAGGAGGUCGCCGUCACCCUGUCUUCUGCCGAGAGCUUUCGCGGAAUGGCAACUCUCGCCUCGACGCACAGAGCGGUCCCCAGUGCAGGGACUUCAGCCCCCAGCUGUGGAGAGGAGAGAGAGGAAACGCGGGGGAGAUGCGCCCUCGCGAGUCGCGUGAGUCGUUCGGGAGUUGCAGGGAAGUAGACGACGAUUCGCCGCAGCGAUGGACACGAGACGGAGACAGGGAGGAACGCAGAAGAGCGCGUCUUCCUCCUUCUUCAUCUUCGCCUCGGCAUGCCGGCCAGGCGGUCGACCAGCGGCGCCUUAACUAUCCUCAGAGCUUCGGUGCGUCUGAGCUUCGUCUCUGUUCGUCGACUCCUUCCUUCGACGAAGGAGGCUUUCCCUGUUCGUCGACUCCUUCCUUCGACGACGAAGCCAUUUUGCCGUGUGGGCGCGAAGAGCUGCAGGACAGCGUUGGAGACAACCGAGGGCAUCUGUGGGGAAAGCGCGGACGGGGGCGAGAAGACCCUUCUUGGGAGGCGACGGCCCGAACGAGCGGCGCGUCCCCCGCGUACGAAGAAGGCUGGUUUCGACAGGAGGCGUUCGAGGAACGAGAAGAAGAGAGGAGAAGACAGCAGUUCUCUCCAGGUUGUUCUCCCCGUUCUCCGACCUUUCUGCCAUGUGGAGGAGGCACCCUCAGAGACGCAGUCGAAGCGCCUCAGCCAUCGAAAGCGGCAUGCGACGGAGGCUACGCAGGCACUGUUUGGAGCCUUCCCUGCGUUCCAGACAAGGCGGAGGUCGACAACGAAAGAAGAGAAUGGAAGCAAGCAACAUGCGAGAGAGAACCGGCAGAAGGAGACAAGACGAAGUGCGACAAAGAUGCAGAAGGAAGCGAAAGGAACUGCGAGGGAGAACGAGAAGAAAAGCGACGAGUCAAAGGACUGUCGGAGGAGGUCGCAAGUGUGGAGGGGGAUUUCUGGGCGCCAGCGAGUAUCAUUCCAUCUCCCCUUCCUUCUCCUGCGUUCGCGGCAACAGGUGAGAAGCGUCUCGGAGACACUGUCGCCCCUGGUGUCUCUUCUCAAGCCGCUUUUUCUCUGUCCUGUCUCUCCUCUGCACGCUGUGCGUCAAACCCUCUUCCCUUGACGCUCGACGAGGCUGCAGGAAAGGUCGCUGCGGUCGAGUCUCGUUCUCCUCCCUCUGUCUCCCCUCCACCCUCCACCGUCUCUCUUCUCUCGUCUCCAGAGAAGGCGCGGCAGGGAAGCGACGAAGGUGAAGAAACGAGAGAGGCAGAGCAAAAGCGUGAACCCAGAGAAGCAAUAUUUCCUUCUCCUUCUCUCUUUUCUCCCGCUGCUUCCUUCUCCUCUGACGCGUCUUCGUCGCCUUGCUUAGCUGCGCUCCGAGCUGUCUCUCCACCAGGUUCGAGAGCGAAAAGAUUGGGAGAAGGAGCUCCAGAACAGGUAUUUCUGAAGGAAGGCGAGACAGUGAACGCGGGGAGGCAUGUCCUCCCACAGUCUCUUGAUGCCGAGACAGGGGGUUUCUCGAAUUCCGCUCCUGUUCGCGAGCGGCCGCGUUCUCUCGACCUUGGGAAGAGGAACCUCCAUCUUGCCCACGAAGAGGAUGCGCUAGCGAUUCAUGACCAGACAAGCAGGACCGGGAGCGAGAACGAAGACAGCAGAGACGCCGCGGAGGACGAGGCGGGCGUGUAUGCAAUGCCAAAGGCGUUUGAAGCCUGUGGCCGCGCCGCUGACGGAAAUGGAAGCUCCCAGACGUCUUGCGCCUCUCUCCCGAAAGCGCGCGACGGCGAGAGUCAGGAGGCUCGUCCGUCUCUCAUCGUUUCGACCUGUGAGGAGUCUCCAUUUUGUCUCUGCCGCAAGCCACCUGCGUCACUUUUCGAGGAUCCUGGGUCGCAGAAGGAAGCUGAGAAACCCUUGGGAAAGGGAGAAGAUGGAGGCGUAGAGCGAGGAGGCGAAGCAGACCGUGGGGCGGAACUCGAACUCGAGGAGGAAAGCUCAAGGGUGCGGCAGGAGGCAGGAGAGAAGGCAAAUCGGGACUGCAACGCGAAGCUACGGAGGGAGCAGAGAGGCGAGGGCGAGAUCAGGGAGGAGACUCACGAAGAGAAGAGAACGAAGGCAGAGGCAGCAGAAGAGGAAACGGGGGGAGAAAGACGGGAGGAAGAGACUUUGAAGGGGGACCAGGAGUUUCGUUGUGAAAGGCGAGAUCAGUCGACAGGCGAGCAAGCGGCAGAAGAGAGGAAGACCACUGGAACGAAGGCGAGGUGUCUCGCAGACGUUCUGUCGAGAAAUAUCAAUCCCCUCUUCCCUGCAGAGGCCGUACCGGGGGAAGAAGAAGACCAAGACGCAGGUAUCUUCGCAGAAGAGACAAACGCGGCAGGGUGUGCGAAGAGUGAAAGGAACGAGGUCGACGACGCGCAAUUUGGGAGCCCCAGAGAGACGGGCGAUUCACAGACAGUCUGUUUUUCGCCUCACUCUGCUCUUCGCUGUCUUUCCAUAAAACGCCUGUCGCUUCCUCUCCCUUCUCGGAGUUGCAAAACCUUCGCUGAAAAGCUUCUUUCGCCGUCACACGUUCGCUCGUCUCUCUCCUCUGCCCUCGCGGGAUCAGAUUCCUCGUCUCCUGGCGCGCUGGGGGUUUCGGAAAAUGUGAAUGCGGAGUCGCGUUCCCCCUCUUAUGCCUCGACUUGCUGGUCUUCUUUCUUGGAGGACGGAGAGAGAACUGAAGAGGCGAGAGGCUGCUCACGCCCUUCGCAGCCGGGUGUAUGUACACCGUCGUUUCAGCCGUCUUCGCUUCCACCCUCGUUUUUCACGGAACUGCCUACCACCCACAUGAUACAGACCGCCCGGACGAACUUCCCGUCCACUCCAUUGUCUUUCCGGUCCUCUUCCAGUUCUUCACCAAUUCUCGGCGACUUGUCUCGGAAGUCUUCUUCCUCUCGCUGUUCUUGCGGCUCUUCCUCGCCUUCUCCCGCCCGUGGAACGGCGCCUCGUCGCCCCCCAGUCUCCUCGCUUCGUCUCUCUCUCCCGCGCGCCGUCGCCUCUGCGCAGCCGUCAUUCUGUUGCAACUCAUCGCGGUCUUCCUCUUCUCUCUCGUCCUUCAGCCUCUCUUCUUCUCGGCCUUUUCUCUCUGCGCGGCCGCCCUGGGGCUCGACCCUCGGCUUAAAGUCGAAGACGCGCGUCGGCCGCCAGCCCCGAGGCUACCCCGCGUACCUGUUCCACCUGCAUGAGGCAGGAAAAACAAUUUGCAGAAGAUGCGACGCAUGCCCGUUCCGUCUCCUUCAGCGUGAACAGGAGGAGCUGCGGAGGUUGCAGGCUCUCCUUCUCGCGAGGAAGAACCGGGAGAGAUCUGAAACGCGGGAAGACGUCAAACCUGUGCAGCGGGAAUCCCCGUCCUUUCUUCUGAAGCACUCAGAAGAGCGGAAAGACGUCUUGCCUGGGAGAACCGAGAACGACGGUCAAGGCCCCUCGCUGACUUCCACGCGCCUCAGGCUAGGUCUGCUGUGUCAACCGAUGGCGACAGCGUUGAGACAAAACGAGUUCCGGCGAGAGAACAUGGACCUCUGUCCGCGCUCGCCCUCACCCAGAGGAGCCUCUUCUUCUGUCUCUCCUGCGUCUUCUGCUUCUCCUGCGUCUUCUGCUUCUCCUGCGUCUUCUGCUUCUCGUACUUCUCGUACUUCUCGUGCUUCUCGUACUUCUUCGCCUCGGUCCUCCGUCUCGCAUGUCUCUUCUGCGCGACAGGGAGAAGCAGUCCGUGAUGUCACGGAGAGCAGUGAUCUUCGACGUCUGAGGCCGUUCGAGAGCCUCAGGACUCUGGAGAAGCUGCGACCGCUCGAGACUCGCUCGGUGUCCUCUCGGGCCUUGCCAUUGACGCCUCGCGUCCAAACCAAGAGCCUCACGUCGCGUUCCGCGAGCAUGGCGCCUGUCUCCUCGCGCGCUGUUUCGACGUCUAGAGGCCCCAGAGCUUCCCUGAACUCCCUUUCUUCGAUGUGGACCUCGCAGCUGGUCUCGGCGCACCACAUGAAGUCGCGGAGACUCCCCGACGUCGACUCGUGUCUCGCUCGUUUCCCUUGGUUCUCUGCAGAAGACGCUCGCCUCUUGGCCUGUCUCCUGCAGCAGAGACGCCGUGAGCUCUGGGAAGAGAUAUUCAACUACGAGAGGGAUCUCGCCCUUGCAGCAGCCGCCCCGUCGCAAAAAAGGGCCGCCGCUCCCGAGGACCGAAGAGAGGACGGAGACACCCACAGGCCAGGGAGCCUCACCGAAACAACAGAACGGGAGGGCAAGGAACAGGAGAGAAAGGCCGAGACAGACAGAGAAGAACAGGAGAGAAAGACCGAGACAGACAGAGAAGAACAGGAGAGAAAGACCGAGACAGACAGAGAAGAACAGAAGAGAAAGACCGAGACAGACAGAGAAGAACAUGAGAGAAAGACCGAGACAGACAGAGAAGAACAGGGGAGAAAGGCCGAGACAGACAGAGAAGAACAGGAGAGAAAGACCGAGACAGACAGAGAAGAACAGGAGAGAAAGGCCGAGACGGAGAGGCUUCAGGAUUGGCGUGAGACUCGAAAGAGCGAGAAGACGGCAAAGGGGUCGGAGCAAAAGAGUUCGCGACAGCGAAAGUUAAAGACAGAUGCAAAGGAUCCGAGAGCAGGCAGAGAGGAAGAUACAGAGAAGGGCAAAGAAGGAAGAAAAGAGAACGCGAGGUGCAGGCUAGUGAUGAGAGAGAGUGGAAACCUUUACGGGGGAAGCAGCUGCGCAGAUUUGCUUCUCUCGCCUCCUGGCGAAGACGGUGGUUCGUCUGGAUGCGACAGAAACGGAGGAGAGUCGCACGAGUCUCGAGAAGAAAAGAAGUCUCGGCCUCCUUGGCGCAGACCGCCUUCCCUCGUUCCGCGCCUCUGCAAAGGAGCCUGGUGCGGCGCCUCCAAGGCCGCCGCUGCGCUCCGACAUGCAGAAAUGAAUACUCGCUGAGCUUCAGUCACGGCCAAGACUCUUUUCUUCAGUGGGGAACAACAGAGGGAGGUGGGUGAAGGUCGAGAAGGGAGCAGCAGGCAACAGACAGGUUCGAGGGAAAAGAGGAAUGUCGGCAACCCAGGGAAGCACGAGAGGGUGGAGGGAGGA